This is a messenger RNA of Sinocyclocheilus rhinocerous, 2519 nucleotides long. RefSeq names its product transcriptional repressor p66-alpha-like. Gene Ontology annotation, molecular function: sequence-specific DNA binding. NCBI's taxonomy places the organism in Eukaryota, Metazoa, Chordata, Actinopteri, Cypriniformes, Cyprinidae. The transcript is spliced from 9 exons. Gene Ontology annotation, cellular component: NuRD complex. Gene Ontology annotation, biological process: negative regulation of transcription by RNA polymerase II. Bases 167 to 1816 code for a protein of 549 amino acids. The record is from RefSeq and is a predicted model, not a curated record.
UAUUACCAUAUUUUCUGUUUUGACCACUUCAGCCUACUGUCUAGCAUAAAUCCAAGAAGUCUGGUUUCCUCCACCUGUUCAGGCGCACUCUUUACAGACAGAUUAAACUGUGGCUUGAGUUUAGGCUCAUUAGUGAUGUGAUGGUGUGUGCUGGUGUGUUCAGGUGAUGUGUGAGGACGCGGUGAGGCAGACACGCAGUCAGAAGCGCGCUCUAGAGCAGGAAUCUCUGCAGCUGAAGCUGGAUGACUCCCGAUCGGUCCAGGACUCCAGCGUCCUGAAGACCACCAUCAAAGAAGAGCUGCAGACGAGAGACGAGCCCAUGGACACGAGCAACACCGCGAUGAAGAGAGAGGCGCGGUCUCCGUCGCCUGAUGACGUCAUCGUUCUGUCGGACGAGGCGCCCAGUCCGCCGGUGAACGGAGGAAAUCACGUCAAACAGCUGGACACGGAUCUGCUGAUGAGCAGUUCUCCGGAGGAGCGCGAGCGCGUCGUUACGCAGCUGAAGGAGGAGCUGCGUUUAGAGGAGGCCAGACUCAUCCUGCUCAAGAAACUCAGACAGAGUCACAUACACAAAGACUCCGGAGCACAGAAGUGUGGUUGUGAAUGUGCUGCUGUUGUUGGUCAGGUGAUCUCCGCUCGGGCUUCUGGGACGGUGAUUCCUCCUCCGCUGUCCAAACACAGCGCUCAGAUCAUCAUGCCUCCGCUGCUCAGAGGAGCUCAGUCGAUCUUGGUGUCGCCGCUGCAGGUCUCCAGCCUCAGACAGCAGCAGAACUCCUCAGGGCCUCCUCCGCUGCUCCUCGCACCCAGAGCCACGGUGAGCAGCGUCCCGGGACACAAGAUCAUCCAGCCCGGCCUCAUACGCAUGACCUCCAUCCCCAGCACAGGCCUGCUUCUCAGCAUCAGCCAGGCUGCCGGCUCAAACCUGAAGUCUGGGUCAGGCGUGUCGAACGCUGGUCAGGCGGCUAAACUAGCGCUGCGCAAACAGCUGGAGAAGACACUGCUGGAGAUCCCUCCGCCCAAACCGUCCUCGCCGCAGCUCACCUUCGUGCCGUCAGCAGCCAGUAACGAGUUCAUCUACCUGCUGGGGCUGGAGGAGGUGGUGCAGAACCUGCUGCAGUCUCUGGGCCGAGGUAAGCAGGGUCUGUACGCCGGUCUGGUGGUCAGCGCUGGAGAGCCGAGCUGCUGCUCUCAGUGUCAGACGGACUUCACCUGCCGCUGGCGCCGAGACGAGGGCGGAGCCGUCAUGUGUGAGCAGUGCAUGUCGUCCAAUCAGAAGAAGCUGCUGAAAGCCGAACACACCAAUCGGCUGAAGGUGGCAUUCGUCAAGGCGCUUCAGCAGGAACGGGAGAUCAAUCAGCGAGUGCUGCAGCAUGCCACGCCCCCUGCCUCUUCAUCCUCCUCCUCCUCUGCUCACGGGAUGAAGGCCGAUCAGGUCAAAGCGCGCUCCUCAUCUUCAGCUCAGACCGUGAGCCGCUCCACUGCAGCCGUCAAACAGGUGUCUCCGAGUGCGUCGGCUCGUAGCGUGCAGCCGUCUGCGAUACGCGUCGUUCCUCACGCCUUCUCCCCGUCCUCUCAGCUGCAGAACGCCGUGGCGGCCGCCGCUCUGGUCAGCAGGCCAGGUAAGCAUGCAGAGCGUCAGGGGUCAAAGGUCAGCAGCAGCAGCGUGAGGAAACGGAGCAGCAGCGCAGCAGGCGUGACCAUGGCCUAUGUGAACCCCAGUCUGUCGGUCCAGAAGCCGGUGGAGCGUCACAGGGAGUAUCUGCUGGACAUGAUCUCAUCUCGCUCCGUCUCACAGACCGCAAACUCCUGGAAGUAGAACCAGGUUCUGGAUUCAUCCGGUUUCUGCAGGUUUCUUCUCUCAAGGGCUCUGAUCGUCACUUCACUUCUUACCAAAAACACCAGAGACGCUUUGUGUGCUGCUGUUACGGCUUAGUUUUAUUUCGUUACGUAAGUGUGUGUGUGUAUGUGUGUGUUUGACGACGUUUGUUCUUCCACAAACAUUUUAUUUUUCAGCUCAUAGAUUCAGAGUCACUCUAAAUUAAUUAGUUUUCUUCUGAACCAUGUCUGAGUGUGGAGUCUGUUGAAGUUUUAUGCGUUUGUCAAUAUUUUUUUGCAGUCACUGUAAUUAUAUUGUUUGUAUUUCCAUGCAGCUGAUUCUCGAUAUGUAGCAUUUCUGAAGUAAUUCCACUCAUAAUUGGUUUAGAAGAUCAUAAGUAUGCUCAGAUUGUUAUGAGCUGCAGAUUAUUGGUGCAGAGCAUCAGUGUUUAUAAUGAGGAUGAUGAUGAUGAUGAUGAAGGCAGAUUGUUCUCAUGGCUCUGGUUUAAAACUGAUCAUGUUCAUGUUUCCGCCCAUCCAACAGUCCAGGUUUGUUUUGUUGUGCGAUGAUGAUGAUGAUGUCACAACGUCGUGUUUCCAUGGUUACGGACAGAUGCAGCAGCAUGCGUCUGCUUCCUGCAACAUGUACAAAGUUACAGUUUGUUAGAUUUAUUUGUUCCUGUAAUAAAACGUUUUAACCCUUU